AGAUGUAUUAAUGGUAGGGCUAAAACAGUGUCUCAAAAACAGCAUGAGAACGACAGAACUUGACAACUAAUUACAUUUUUAUGGGACUCCUUCUUGAAGACCAACGUUACAAUAUAUACAUAAUAAACAAGGCAAGGUUCAUCAAGCCAUCCCCACUAUGGACCCACUUAGGAGAACAGCCGUGCAAGAGGACAUGGUCCAGUACUAUCUCUUCUUGGUUCAGCCCAACCUCUCAGACACACAGGCUGACGAACUGUGUCUGCAACACCUAGUGGAGGAGAUUUUGGCCAAGGUUGCCCCUCUCCUUAUGCAGUAUAUCUGGCAACAGCAGCCAUUCAACCUCAAGUACCACACUGAGAAAGGGGGAGUUCCUGCACACAUUGGAGGUAGCACUGUGUUUGGGGACAGUGUGGAAGAUGAGUGGUUCAUCGUAUACCUCCUCCUCCAAAUCACACAAGCCUUCCCUGAACUUGCUGCCAGGUUAGAGGACAAUGAUGGGGAGUUCCUUCUGAUUGAAGCAGCAGACUAUCUUCCCAAGUGGUUGAAUCCAGAGAGCAGUGAAAACAGAGUGUUCCUCCACAGAGGUGAGCUGUACAUCCUGCCCUGUCCCUCCCGCUCUAGCGAUGUUGGCCUGCCCAGGGACGUGGUGCCCAGUGUGACCCAGGCUCUGGCACUGCUCUCAUCCCACACACAGGCCUGUCUAGCCAGCCCCAAGAUCCGCACUGCCCUGAGGAAAAGACUGGAGGGAUAUCCAGAGAAGAUCCAGGCAAACCUUCACCAUGCUCACUGCUUCCUGCCCGCGGGCAUCGCUACAGUGUUGGCACAGCGACCAGACCUGGUUGCCCCGGCAGUGUCAGCUUUCUACCUGAGGGACCCAGUAGAUCUCCAGGCCUGUCGGACAUUCCAGACCUUUUCCGCCGACACACGAGUCCUAACCUCGGUGACGUUCACCCGUUGCCUGUACGCCCAAUUGCUGCAGCAGCAUUUCACCCCCGACCGGAGGAGUGGGUUCACCCUGCCUGCCCGGUCCCACCCCCUGUACCGUGCCCACAAGCUGGGCAUGAAACUGGCCCAUGGCUUUGAAAUCCUGUGCUCCAAAUGCAGACAGCCAUCAUCUGUGCCUGAUGCUCCCAUCAGCUGUAACCCCUUGUGGAAAGGAUUCCUGAACAGUCUGAAGAAGAAUGGUUAUUUCAGAGGGGAGCUGGAGGGCUCUGCACAUUACAGAAAACUGAUGACCUCAGCAGAGAACUUCUUUAAGCAGUCAAUCACCCCAACACACAGCUCAGGUGGCAGGGCCCCUGGUGAGGAGGUCCUUCAGCUGCUACAGAGCUGUGCUCCCUACAACCUGGAUGAGCUGAGUAAACGGGAGGCCCAUCUACCUCCAGAGGAUAGUGAAAGUUGGCUGGAUAUUUCAGCCCAGGAGCUGGAGUGUCUGUUGGAGGAAAGAGUGGGGAGUGGAGUGGGGUUGGGUGGCUCAAAGCCCAGCCUGAGCAAACAUACGCAGGGGGGAAGGAGUGAGAAAGAGGCUAAUGAGAAAGAGGAGGAGGAGGGGGAGGAGGAGGAGGAGGGCAGCUACAGCCUGGUGGCUGUGACCCAGGGCAUGAAGAACUUCAUCAACGCCAUGUCUUCACACGAGGGGGCUGAACUACCCUGGUCCCAUUCAAAUGAGCCAUUCAGGUUUGAUCCAGACUCCAUGGCCAGUGCACUGGACAGACUACUGGGGGCUAAGGACGAGGAGUUGGACUCAGACGACCUAGAUGAUGAUGGCGAUGAUGAUGAUGAAGAUGAUGAGGGAGUGAAGGGUCCUGCUGGACUGCCAGGGGAGGAAGGGGCAGAGGCUUUGGAAGGUCUUAGGAAGUACAUGGAUGAGAUGGAUCAUGAGCUUAUGGGCACAAACAUCGGACAGAGCUUCAACCAGCAGCAGGACACCAGUAAAGCAGGCCCAACAGCCAACGGCUGCCCUUGUUCCCCCGGCGGGGAGGAUCUGCUGGGUGAGGAUGAAGAGGAGAUCCAGCCCCUGAACAUAGACCUUAACCUGGUCACUAACCUCCUGGAGUCUCUGAGCUCCCAGGCUGGCCUGGCCGGGCCUGCCUCUAACCUGCUGCAGAGUCUGGGCAUCCACCUGCCCCCCAAUACUGACCGUUCAUGAUGAACACCUGCCCUCAAUCACUGACCUUUCAUGAUGAACACCUGACCUUUCAUUAUGACCUAGCAAAGAACACCGCCCAUAUCUUACUGAACAGCCAAGAUACACUGGACUUUAAACUCCUGGCUCACAUGGAGUACACCAUGGACCACACCAGCCAGAAUCAAUAUUGAUAAUCAGGAUAGUGGUUUGACAACUGGAUGAUGUUUGUCAUUCUAAAAGUGAACUGUAACCAUAAAACUUUGUGAUCCUAACAUAGCACUUGUAUUGCUGUUGGAUAUAUUAAUCUGAUUCUGACCGUCCUAAAUAUGUGUAUUUUCAAAUGUUUUUUUACAGCACUUAGUCAAAUAAUAAAGACAUUAUUUUGGGGGGACAAAAUGUGUAACCAUUUUCUAAAUUAAUGAUGUUAAAUGUGGUUUCAAGGCAGUGAAAAUAACUUUUUCUUCACUCACCUUGUGCCUUUUUAUUAUUGGAAUCACAUAGUUAUUCAAUAUUAACCAAAGCCCAUCCAUUUUCAGUAAUACAUUUGAGAUCAGCUUGUGGACUUGCUCACUGACCAGGUUUCCAUCCAACCUUUUUAUCUGAGUUAAGUACAUGUGGGAUAAAAAAAAAUGUCAAUACAGGCUUGAUGGAAACAGCAAAUUUGUCAUUAAACU
This is a messenger RNA of Coregonus clupeaformis (lake whitefish), 2802 nucleotides long. RefSeq names its product protein ecdysoneless homolog. The record is from RefSeq and is a predicted model, not a curated record. The transcript has 14 exons. Gene Ontology annotation, cellular component: nucleus. Lineage: Eukaryota; Metazoa; Chordata; Actinopteri; Salmoniformes; Salmonidae. Bases 158 to 2149 code for a protein of 663 amino acids.